Messenger RNA from Saccostrea cuccullata (small rock oyster), 868 nucleotides. RefSeq lists its product as uncharacterized. Bases 188 to 796 code for a protein of 202 amino acids. Lineage: Eukaryota; Metazoa; Mollusca; Bivalvia; Ostreida; Ostreidae. The transcript is spliced from 7 exons. The record is from RefSeq and is a predicted model, not a curated record.
AUAUCGAAAAUUGCACACAAUAUAUAAAGUCUCUUUCAAUUUAUCUUCAAUGCCAAUCAACGCAAUCAAAGCAAUAAGUGAGGAUGGAACUUUUAUAUUUGAAUGGUGUGGUUUUUAGUGUUUCCUUUAUAGAUGAAGUUCUUGAUUGUCAAGGUUACCCAACGCCGGAGGAUGCCUGUUCACAAUCAUGCUGCAAUUAAUGAUAUGGCAGGAUUUCAUCAAAAAUAUAUUUGGAUAUGUUAUCCCCUGCAAUGAUUCCUUAAAAACAGUUUCCAGAGUUUGGACCUGUCCCAAAAAUUUAUCGGAACUCGAAAAAGCAAUUGAAAGAAAAAGCUGCUACAAGUGGAAACACUCCUGCAAGUCUUUUGAGUAUCACUGUGUAAGCAAUGAGUGGACGAAUGAGACAAUAGAAGUUUGUGCCCCGUCACUGCUGAUAAUUGGUGGAAUAUGUGCUGAGUUCAACACAGACAGAAGAAGUGUCCGUGCCAAUUAUUUAACAGAUUGCAAAACGUCUUUCCUUGGAUGCCCAGAUUCAUAUAAUUCGACAACAUCAUAUAAAUAUUUUGGUUGUUUACCUAACGUCACAGAAAGAAGGGUUACUACUUUGCAAACAAUACUAUCAUCUCAACAUCUACAGGAAACUUCACAAUCAAAUACAGUUGAUAAAAUCCAUAAGAAAAAUGUGAGCAAAAGUACCCUUCUUAUUUGUAUGAUUGCAAUCACUCUCAUGGCAGGAUGUUUAACUGGAUUAUUGGUGUACUGCAUUAGGAAACGCGGUUUCAGCUUUCAAUUGUGAACAGAAAAAUAUCAAAACAAAAGACAAAACGAAAUCCAGGACACUGUAGAUAAAGAAACAGCGGCAACAUUG